This is a messenger RNA of Neolamprologus brichardi, 8230 nucleotides long. RefSeq names its product WD repeat domain 7 (gene wdr7). The record is from RefSeq and is a predicted model, not a curated record. NCBI's taxonomy places the organism in Eukaryota, Metazoa, Chordata, Actinopteri, Cichliformes, Cichlidae. Gene Ontology annotation, molecular function: protein binding. Gene Ontology annotation, cellular component: cytoplasm.
UCCUCGGUCGUCCUAUGGUCAGCUGACCGAGCACCUCUGAGCGUCUUUAGGAGAAACAGACGAAACGAGUCAAGAAACGGGUAUUUCUGCAUUUUAUUUUCCACAGAGGGAACCGUUUACCACUCAGCCCCACUGUUAGUGGGAAAUGUUCCAGUAGGGCCGCUGCUUUUGACACAUCACCAUAAUGUCGGGGAACAACUUGGUUCUACCCAUAGUGCUCUGGGGCCGCACAGCUCCCACACAUUGCAUCAGCAGCCUGCUGGUGAUGGAUGACUUUAGCACCAUCAUCACCGGCUGCCACGAUGGACAGAUCUGUCUCUGGGACAUGACGCCUGAGUUGGAGAUUUGUCCCAGGGCAAUGCUGUUUGGUCACACAGCCUCCAUCACCUGCCUGUCUAAAGCGAGUGCAUGCAACGACAAACAGUACAUCGUCAGUGCAUCUGAGAGCGGGGAGAUGUGUCUGUGGGACGUGAAUGACGGACGCUGUAUUGAGUUCACAAAGCUGGCAUGCGCUCACAUUGGCAUACAGUACUACCAGUUCACCAUCGGCACUCAGAGGGAGGGGCGUCUCCUCUGUAAUGGCCACUACCCAGAAAUUUUGGUGGUGGAUGCCACCAGCCUGGAGGUCCUGUACUCGUUGGUGUCUAAGAUCUCUCCUGACUGGAUUAGCUCUAUGAGCAUCAUCCGAUCCCACCGCACACAAGAGGACACGGUUGUGGCGGUGUCAGUGACGGGCAUCCUGAAGGUCUGGAUCAUAACACCUGAGGUCAGCAGAAUGCAGGACUUGGACCCUGUGUUUGAAGAGGAGUCCAAACCGAUCUACUGUCAGAGUUGCCAGAGCAUCUCCUUCUGCACCUUUACUCAGAGCAGCCUGCUGGUCGUGUGCUCUAAAUACUGGAGGGUGUUUGAUGCGGGCGAUUACUCCCUGCUCUGCUCGGUGUCCAACGACAACGACCAGUCCUGGACGGGAGGUGAGUUCAUCGCCGCGGACAAAGUCAUCAUCUGGACCGAGGAUGGCUGCAGCUACAUCUACAAGCUGCCAGCCAGCUGCCUGCCUGCUAGUGAGCAUUUCCGCAGUGACGUUGGGAAAACCAAAGAAGGUUCGAUCCCUCCGCUGGUGUACAGCAUCGCUGACCGCUCAGACAAACAGCUCCUCAUCUGCCCUCCUGUGACCCGCUUCUUCUUCAGCCGGAGGGAGCCCUUCCAUAAGCUGCUGAUCCAGGGUGACUCGGCGGGCAGAAUGACCCUGUGGAGCAUCCCGGACACCUCGCCUCUGCAGCCACAGUCCACCUCCACAGAGCUGCAGGUGUCAUUCACCAUCAGCCUGCAGGAGGCGUUUGAUAAGCUGACCCCAGUGUCCUCGGGGAUCAUCGACCAGCUCAGCGUCCUGCCAGGCAAAGACGAACCCAUUAAGGUGACGGCCAGCGUCUACAUCCCCUCUCAAGGGCGCCUGGUGUGCGGGAGAGAAGACGGCAGCAUCAUCCUCGUUCCCGCCACUCAGACGGCCAUCGUCCAGCUGCUGCAGGGCGAGCACAUGCUCAGGAGAGGCUGGCCGCCUCAUCGCACCCUACGAGGCCACCGCAACAAGGUGACCUGCGUCCUGUACCCAUACCAGGUCUCGCCACGCUACGACCAGCGCUCGCUGGUGUCUGGGGGAGUGGACUUCUCCGUCAUUGUCUGGGACAUUUUCACCGGGGAGAUGAAGCACAUCUUCUGCGUCCACGGAGGGGAGAUCACGCAGCUCAUCGUUCCGCCAGAAAACUGCAGCACUCGGGUGCAGCACUGCGUCUGCUCGGUGGCCAGCGACCACUCUGUCGGCCUGCUCAGUCUCCGGGAGAGGAAGUGCAUCAUGCUCGCGUCGCGGCACCUUUUCCCCAUCCAAGUCAUCAAGUGGCGCCCGGCAGACGACUACCUGGUGGUGGGCUGCUCUGACGGCUCUGUGUACGUCUGGCAGAUGGACACAGGAGCGUUGGACCGCUGUGUGAUGGGAAUAACUGCAGUAGAGAUCCUGAAUGCCUGUGAUGAGCUGGCUCCAGCUACUGUGGAUGCUCUGAGCCACUCGGCGGUGAACCUGAAACAGGCGAUGACCCGCCGCAGCCUGGCCGCACUGAAGAACAUGGCUCAACACAAACUGCAGACGCUUGCCACCAACCUGCUGGCUGCAGACAACGCUGACAAGGGCAACUUACCAAAAUAUUCCCACAAUGCCUUGGUGGUCCAGGCGAUGAAGACCAACCUGACGGACCCUGACAUGCAUGUGCUGUUCUUCGACGUGGAGGCGGUGAUCAUCCAGCUGCUGACGGAGGAAGCUCAGAGACCGAACCCCAUGCUGGUGUCCCCGGAGACGCUACAGAAGAGCCAAGCUGGGGCCGAUAAGGGCGGGUCCUUGUUGGCUCAUAAAAUCUUCAAACAGGUGAAGGAGACCAUGAAAGAGACCAUUAAGGAGCACCUAUUAGAUGAAGAUGAGGAUGAAGAGGAGGAGAUGAGGAGGCGCGAGGAGAAGUCCAAGUCUCUGAGUCUGCUGGAGUAUAACCUGACGAUGGACACAGCCAAGCUCUUCAUGUCCUGCCUGCAUGCCUGGGGUCUCAACGAACAGCUGGACACCAUCUGUCUGGAGCGACUGGGCAUGCUCAGACCACACUGCCCUAUCUCCUUCGGCUUGAUCUCCAGAGGAGGCCACAUGUCUCUCAUGUUGCCCACCUUCAAGGAGUCUUUGCUUCGUCAGCUCUCCCUGGCGACAGGUCGGAAGCUAUCUCUGUCAGACAUAGUGGGGAAGGGGACAUAUGGUGUGUCGAGGGCUGUCACCACACAUCACCUCCUCUCCGUCAUCUCACUGGCCAACACUCUGAUGGGCAUGACCAACGCCACCUUUGUUGGAGAGCACAUGAAGAAAGCACCGGCCAGGCCUCCCAGACCAGGAGGAACCCCGGAGACUCCUCGCCGGACGCCUGCCACCCCCCCUCAGCCCUCCAACCCGGCGCUACAGGCCCAGAUCAAACAAGCUGCUGUAGCUCCUGCAGCCAACACCGGUGCUGCUGCUGCCGCCUCUGCUGGGGCUCUGGGAGCCCCUGGGGGACUCCCUCAGGGGGCUCCUGGCUACCCCAGCCCCGGGCCUGCUUCUCAUAACAUCCUCUCAGUCAACGAAGGAUGGAGCCAGCUGGCGGCCAUGCACUGCGUGAUGCUCCCUGACCUACUUGGCUUGGACAAGUUCAGACCGCCACUGCUGGAGAUGCUGGCAAGGAGAUGGCAGGACCGCUGUCUGGAGGUACGAGAAGCAGCCCAAGCUCUUCUCUUGGCUGAACUGAGGAGGAUCGGCCAGUCAGGACGCAAAGAAACCAUUGACAUGUGGGCUCCAUACCUGCCCCAGUAUGUCGACACAGUCAGCUCCCCUGGAACAACCACCGACACUCCCCCUCCAGCCCUGCCGCCACCAGAGGCUCAGCCAGUAGAAACCAAGGCUCCUGAGGAGGAAAUGGAUGUCACUGAUGAUGACAUUACAGCAGGUUGUCUGUCUAACCUCCCGCCAAACGCGAAGAAGAUCUCCAACUCUUACGAGGAGCGCCGUAAACAGGCCACUGCCAUCGUUCUUCUGGGAGUCAUUGGGGCUGAAUUUGGCGCAGAGAUCGAACCCCCAAAGGGCUUGGCCCGGGCUCGAGCUGGUGGACAGGCACCCGAAGGUUUUGGACUGACCAGCGGAGGAUCGUCCAACUACUCCCUGGCCAGACACACCUGUAAGGCCCUGACCUUCCUGCUGCUGCAGCCCGCCAGCCCCAAGCUGCCUGCCCACAGCACCAUCCGACGCACCGCCAUCGAUCUGAUUGGUCGAGGCUUCACCGUGUGGGAGCCAUACAUGGAUGUGUCGGCGGUGCUCAUGGGACUGCUGGAGCUGUGCGCCGAUGCCGAGAAGCAGCUCGCCAAUGUCACCAUGGGUUUGCCCCUCAACCCUCCAGCAGAUUCGGCCCGUUCAGCCCGUCACGCCCUCUCUCUUAUUGCCACCGCCCGGCCGCCUGCCUUCAUCACCACCAUUGCAAAAGAGGUUCAUCGGCACAACGCUGCUCAGGCGAACUCUCAGUCACAGCAGAACAUUCACACGACCACUCUGGCCAGAGCCAAGACAGAGAUCCUGCGAGUGAUCGACAUCCUGAUUGAGAAGAUGCCUGGAGACGUCGUAGAUCUUCUGGUUGAAGUGAUGGAUAUCAUCAUGUACUCUAUUGAAGGUUCUCUGGUGAAGAAGAAAGGACUGCAGGAAUGUUUCCCUGCUAUUUGCAAGUUCUACAUGGUUGGUUACUGCGACCGCAGUCACCGCAUCGCUGUCGGAGCUCGCCAAGGUUCAGUGGCCCUCUACGAUGUCCGUACAGGGAAAUGUCAGAACAUUCAUGGUCACAAAGGUCCAAUCACAGCGGUAUCAUUCGCCCCUGAUGGCCGUUAUCUGGCAACCUACUCCAGCGCUGACAGCCAUAUCUCCUUCUGGCAGAUGAACACCAGUCUGCUGGGCAGCAUCGGAAUGCUGAACUCUGCUCCUCAGCUUCGCUGCAUCAAGACGUACCAGGUUCCUCCGGUCCAGCCGGCCUCCCCAGGCUCCCAGAACCACCUGAAGCUUGCCCGUCUCAUCUGGACCUCCAACCGCAAUGUCAUUCUGAUGGCCCAUGAUGGCAAGGAGCAUCGCUUCAUGGUCUAAAUCCAAGCUGUAUUUACUACUGACAGACCUGGGCCUGGUAGGAGGUUUUUACUUUGAAGCAGACUCUAGAAAGCUACACUCUGGAUUUAUUUGGUGGUAAUUUUGGUAUUUGCAGUUCAGAUGAUAUUUUAGAGGCCAAGUCUUAGAGUUAAGAGAUUUGAAGUAUGAUCAAAACUAAUAGUUAAGGUCAAAAUCUGAAGGAAUGAUAAAAGCCCAGCUCAGGCCCAGGUUUGGACCAGAUUCGUGUUCUCAUUUUAUCUCCUGCAGUAAUCAUUGUAAGGAAAGUGACUCUGUGAUAUCUUUCAUAGGCCGUGAUAGAAGCCUUGUUUACAUGAUUUGCAUUGAUGUAUUUUUAAUCAUUUACUUUGCCAUUCCUAUUUAUUUGCCGUUGAUGCUGGAUGUCACAGACCCUCCAAACCUUUGCUGUUAAUUUAAGUCUCCUUUUUCAUUUUAUUUCAGUUCCAGUAAUUGGAUCACUUGAUUAUUAAAUGUUUUCUAUGUACGGGAGGUAUUUACUUUGGUGAUUAAACUUUGAUUAAAAUGUGUAUUUUGGGGGGUAGAAAAUGGUGAAAGGAAUUAGUUUGACCUCUGGCCUUAGGUACACUCCGACCUCUGUAAGACCAGUGCAUGCAUUUCACCUUUCAAGCUGCACAAAUGUGCGUGUGCGCAUGUGUGAGUAUUUUGUGACACCUUGGAAGCUUUUGAAACCUCUCUGGCUUCACACAGAAGUGUUUGUGUGUCUGUGUGUGUGUCUGCACCCAAGUGUAUUUUCACUGUUAAACACACAUUCUCGCUUUGGAGGUUGGAGGUGUAGCUGCUCUUACUGCAGAUAUGUAAAAGGAGACAAAUUAAUGCUAUUUUGGUCCCCUUUAAAUUUAAAUUAAGUUAGAUACAUCAUCAAUGGUUACCAGUAAUGGGUUUUUGUAGUAUUUUUUUUUAUGGCAAAGCUCAGUUUAGUUCCCAAUGCUUGGUCAUUUUUAAGAAAAAAAAAAUCAUAUUUCUUGUGUUUGUUAAUUUCACUUGUCGCAUGAACGUUUACCCCUCGUUUUGUAUGUCAACUGGUUCUUAGCUGGCUGAUCCUCAGCCUUCAGCACCUUCAUAAAGCAAAAUAUUCACUUUUUGGUCUAAAAUAUCUAAUGAAAUUCUUCUAUUUCCACCUCUUCAUAUUAUGGUUGAUCAUUCCAUUCUCUUCCACAAAGUUUCAGAGGACAUUUAUGAAUAUUUAAGAAAGGGAAAAGCUCUCCUGGAAGUUUAUAAUUUAAAGUAAACAAUUUGAGGUUUUUUUUGUUUUGUUUUUCUUUAACCAGAUUCUGUGCUUCUACGCAAAUGAUGUUGCUUUAAUUCUGACUGUUAUACCUUUAUUCUUCUGACAAUUUUUAGUAAUCCACCUCCCAUCUGACUAUUUGAAAGUUUAUCCUGUUGUUGUAUCACCAAAGUAGACAAAUUAAUAUUUUGGUCCACUUGAAAUAAUCAAACUACAAAGUUAAAUAGAUAAGUAGGUACAUCAUCGCAAAGCUCAGUUUACUAACCAUUUUAUGUGUUGAUAAGAUGAAAUUGGCCAUUUUUCAUCUUUUGCAUGGCUUCCUUUUGUUAAUCUAUGCCUUAUAAUUAAAUAACUGAGCCUUUUUGAUGUGGAAAUUUGGCUUUUUGUCUUGGAAAGAAAACAAGUGGCUAGGCAAAAUGUAGACAUUUUGAUUUAAACUCCCAGAUGAACCACAACCAUUUUUUAUUCGUCCAGUGGAAUCAUUCCUAUCACUUCCACAAAGUUUCUCUGGACUUUGUUCCUCUUUUCAAAGGCUAAAAAUUCUGGAGGUUAAUACAUUUAAAACAAAAGUUUUAAAAAGCUCAUAUUUUUCCACUGGAUUCUUUCUUUGCAGAGGACAACACUGUAUAUUUGGCAGUUGCGCGUGAAAUCGUCAUCGUCCUCUUCUUGCAAUUCACAUCUGACAUUUGAAAUAUAUCUAUGACUAUAAAUGUGUCCAUAUUCAGCCAACAUAUCCUCAGAGCCAUUGUGCAUAUGUGUGUAUGUAGGCUGUUCAUGUUGUAUAGUGAUCUGAGCAUCUGUCCUGUUUUGUAUGUAUUGUGGCUAAUGUGGCAAAUUUCCACUUUUCCAGUUCACAAUUUCCAGUCCAUUUUCAAGCCUCUGCCAGCAGUUUUUUUUUUGUUUUGUUUUUUUAAACCACGAAUCACUUCUUUUAGAAAAUGUGCUUUACCUAUUGGUUAACAAGAAGGACCAAAUUUAUUUAGGAUAAGUUAAAAGAGCCAAAAUGGAAAAGUUUUCUUAUGACACUAAAAAUACAUGAUGCAGAGAUACAUUUAUAUUUAAAAUGCUGCUAUCAUUCUAGAUUUACCUUGUUUGCCCCAAGCCAAGUACAACCAUCACCUCUUAGGAGGAAGAUGAUGAAAUUUAACAAUAGCAAACUAGCAGAAGUUGCACAUUCUGCAGGGGGAUAAACAAACUCCACGGUGUUGGUACAUGAUUACAUCAAUGUUAGGGGUGCUUAGAGAUGCAGCAAAGGACAUUUCCAACGGCAAAAUUUUACCAUCAGGUUCUUGAGCUCUGUUCUUUGUGGUUGAUGACACAUUUUUGCACAUUAUUACUUAAAAAAAAUGUAACUGUUUUAGUACUCAGUUUUAUUCAGAAAGUGGAUUCUAUAUAUAUAAAUAUAUAUGUUAAAUAUAUAUAUUUAUAGUGUUUUCUGUCAGUUGUACUGGGCUUAGAUUUUUGUGACUCUUGCAAAAUGCUCAAACUUGCUUUACUUCUAUUUUCUCCACUCGUCAUUCUCCUCUCUCCAGCUCCUGUCAGUUUCAUUAGUGCAGUCAGAAAGCUUCUAACACCGAUACACACCUGUAAACCCGGGCGUGUCAAAGCUUUUCACAAGUUCCUCCAGCAUUUCGUCAGACGGCUUCUUUUUGAAAACACGCACACACAAACAGUCCACCAGGUCCUGACAGCUUUGAGAUCUUAAUCUUUCGUUUUCUCCAGCACACUUAACAGUUUGAAAAAAUAUGUUUUUGGCAGCCUCUCGAGGGAGGAAGGGUGAGGAAAAAUGAAGGAGGCAGAGAGGAAGAGCUGAGGAGUAAAUAACAAGUGAAGAAGAUCAGGUCAUCCAGCCAGAAAAAGAGGUUCUGCUGUGAAGGUAGUGAACCAAAAUGGUUAGAACCUACUGGGGAUUUUUCUUUUUUAAACACACGAGGUACAUUUGCUGGAAAUAUCCAAACUGGAGAUGGUAAAACUCAUCUUUACCCAGAUGUUUACAACAAAGUGAAGCAGUCUUGUUACUUUAAUAUAGAAAUUCUCCCAUAUUCUGCUUAUAUUUUCUUCUUCUUGUACAGCCGAACACCUGCUUUCUUACUUGCAGUCUACACUAAACGAAAUCGGUGUUUCUUACUCAUUUUAGUUUGAUUGUAUUUAUUGUUUACAGAGUGUGUGAUGUAUUGCAUGUAUGAGCUUAACGUGAUGUAACAGAACAGGUUGAUUCUACUGUGCAUCCUAUAAAUCUGCUGUGUAAAACUGUGUUGUCAUCAUGUCCAAUAAAGAUGAAAAUGUGA